CGUUUCUAAAAAUAAAAAUCUUCUACAAAGAAAAUAGAAAUUCUAUCGCUUGAUGCAUAAAUUUUUAUACAAUUCUCGAAGAAAUCGAGGCCGAGUGAGGGAGCGUUAAUUUUAACAAUUAUCUACUAGGUAGAUGUAUGUACUAAGUUUCAGGAAUGUUGAAUGAGAGUAAAUGAAGUUACCUAGGAAGAUCGGCGAGAGGGAGGAAACGGCUAAUAUAGAUGGAAGUAUACUAUACGCUAUCUCCUGUAAAGGAGCGCGACUACGAUGACGAGAGGUAUUUUUUAAUGCGGUCUCUUUCGAAAAAGUACAAGUUCAAGAUCCACGAAUUAUUGCAACUGAAAUAAUGAGAUUACGGACAAUUAAGGUGCAACUUCGAUAUUUUUUUUUGCAUUUUUAUGACAAAUUGGAAGGCUUUUAGGAUCUUAUUUUGACAAUCAUUUUGUUGAGAAGAAAGUAGAAAAGAGUUUAAUUUUUUUCCUUUAUUACGAAUACGUAGUACAGCUAUCACCUUGAAGGUUAAGUUUUGAGGUUUUCACAUUUUAAUUUUUGAUUUGGAAUCUUCUAUUUUUAUACUUAUUCGAAGGCCUGUUAACAGGCAGUGGGUAUUGAGAUAGAGUAGGAGUCUUCAUAUUUUGAUGAUUCGAACGGAACUCGUGAAAAAACAUGGAUAGAAACCGGAGGACGUGUUUCCUGAUUGAUGGGUCAAUUCAAUUUUAAUUUUUUUGAUUUUUUUGCCCUGUCAAAUACCUAUUGUGGCAUCUGAGAUCGAUUGAAAGUGAUUCACGCCACGAAGUCGCUUUUCGUGCAAUUACGAAAAAUACACUUCAUUAUUAGAUACGAACUAAAGGAUCACAUUAAAAAAUUUAUCGGAGUUUUCCAAAACAGUUGAAUACUUACCUAUGUAAAAAAUAUGUGCAUAUUAUGUACCUUGAAUUUGAAUGAUUCUCGAGCACCUAAAGAUCACUUUUAAUAUUCACGUACCUAUAGGUACCAUUUGAUAUCUUUUAUACAGGGUGCCCAGAAAUAUCGAGUACCCCUAAGAAAGUUUUUCAUUAAAAAUAUUAUAGGUUGGCAACGUGAAGUAUGAUGCAUAUGAUUGGUGGAAUGUUAUCUCUCCAGCCCAACAACCAAUCAUGUGCUAUCAUUAUCAUCAUUCACUGUAGAAAACUUUUUUGGGGGUACUCGAUAUUUCUGGGCACCCUGUACUUGUACCUACGUAAGGUACCUAUUCCUUAACAAGUGGCGUUUUUAUCGAUUUUAAUCGAGUUUUAAGAGGUAGGUAGAAAAUUUAAAACCAUUCUACAAAGGUAAAAGAAAUUAUUGUGGGAUAAAUCAAAGCCGUGGAGUUCAAAUUUACAAUUUACUUUAUUCAGGGAUGCCAACUUACCGGAUUAAAAACCGUUACGUAUUAUUUCAUUAAUUGAUGAUCUUCACAUUUGUGGGAAAACGCCACGUUUCGAGUAAUUUUUAUGCCUUGAAAGUAGGCAAUUUCUUCGACACAAUUUUAAAAAAUCACAUUUUUCCGCAUUUAAAACCCUUCUACAAACGUGAAAAAUUACCUUAGGGUAAAUCGAGGCCCCGGAGUUCAAAUUUACAUUUAGUGGUGUCAAAAAACAUCGAUAAUGGUGAAAAACAUCGUUUAAACCUCUAAAUGCGAGUGAAAUGCAUAAAAAAAAACUAUAAUUACCUACUAAAAACUGUUCAAAUUUUUGUAAAAUUCAAGCUGUUGUCAAUUUGUCACUGUAUUUUUCAAUUUUUCCUCUGGGCCAUGGCCCAAGGUAAAAAAAAAAACACCGGUAAAACUGUGAAUAAUUAGAGUAUCGAUACUUUUGGAGAAUCAUUCGAUACUAAUCGAUACUUUUUUUCGACGAUACUUGACACCACUACUAUAAUUUUUUCCAUUCAGGGAUACCGACUUACCGGAUUAAAAUCCAUUUGAAUUCUUUAUUAUUAUUAUUAUUGAUGAUCACAUUUGCUAAAAAAAAACGCCACGUUUCGAGUAAUUUUUCUGCCUUGAGAGUAGGCAACUUCUUCGACGCCAUCGAAUAAAAUCACGUUUUUCUCCAUUUAAAACCCGUUUACAAACGUGAAAGAAAUUAUUUUAGGGUAAAUCGAGGCCCGUGAGUUCCAAUUUACAAUUUAAUUCAUUCAGGAAUACCAACUUACCCGAUUAAAAACAGUUUUAUAUCGAUAUUUUAGUAUCUACUAAAAAUUGAAUUUCCUGAAAAACUCCACGUUUUGAAUUAUUUUUGCGCCUCGAGGCAAUUUAUUUGGUGUUUGUUUUCACGUCUUUUUCAAUUUUAAGACCUUUUUUUAGCGUAAAAAAGCAAUUUCAAAGUAAAUCAGGGGCCCCGACUCCGAGUUCAAAUUUACAGUUUCUUUCAGUCAAGGAUGCCAACUUACCGGUUCAAAGACCAUCCUGAACCAAACUAGAAGUAAUUUUUCUUGAAAUCGCUCGGGCACGAAUGGGGCUUGAUUCUACAUAUCUAAGUACAUCGUACAUCACUUAAACUACUAUCUCGUUUAAAUUGACCAAAAACCCCUCCAGGUGUAAAACUUUUUGCCCAAGUUGUUAAUUUUUUCGUCUUUCUUCAGUAAAGAGAUGAACUUGAAUUUCAAAAAGUGGCCUUCUCAAAAAAGUUUGUUAUUUUCCAAGGAAUUCAAAAAAUUUAACAAAAAAGUCAUCAAUGCGGAUUGCGGACCCGGCCCUUUUCUGCACUCAAUUACCACUUUCCCGGUAGUUUUGCGGAAAUCUGGCAUCGCCAGUCGAUCCGUCGUAUUUCAAAACCCACAUAUCCGCGAAAAGAAAAUUUCCGACAUUGUGACUUGGUCCCUUUCUGUUCUCACCGAUUCAAUUGUCCUAUACUCGUACGCCUGAAAAUUGAAUUUGACUGCUCAUAUCUAUGCUCUUCGUGAGAAGCGAUUUGUAUAAACAAAUGUAAAAAACAAUUAUUUUACUGUAGGAAAACGCUUUGUCGUUAUUUCACUUUGAAUUUUUACAUUUAAUUUCUCAUCUGCAAUACUACUUCUCAACUUGUAGCUAUCAACCUGCAACUUUUCAAUUUCCGUUAUAUUAUAUUUAGUUUGAUCAUCACUUAAAAGGUAGAUCUGCUUAACGAACCAUCAUCAUCAAGCAGUUAAAGCACAUAGUGAAACGGUUAGCAAAUGAGAAUGCUUAACCAACAACAAAUAUGUACAACUAUACAGUAGAUUAGACGCGAAACAACUUGGAAGUCAUUUCAUCACUUGAACUAUGUACACGUACUUUUAGUUUAUGGUGCCUACUUGUACAACAGGGUGGACGAAUCGUGGAUUAUACAUAGAUACAUAUACGUAGAUAGAAUAGGUAGGUAAUUAGGUAUACAUAGUUUGCUGUUUCGUUAAAAUGAUUAGAAUAAUGAUGAUUACCGUCAUAGUUGACGGAUGCAAAAUGUGUCCUGAACUUUUCUAUCUACGAGCAAAAAUAUUCGUAUCUAGCCUUUAGCGGCGUUACUUUUUUUUUUAAUUUAUACGCGGUACGGUACGGUCGUCGAUCAUCGUAAAGUUUCUCGCGGGCUUAUUCAUUUUUUAAUUCAUCCCCAUUUCACGGUACAUAAUUAAGUAUACCGUUUAUUACAGAUAGGUACUCGUAUUUUGGUAUCUAUCGGAUAGGUACUUGACACUCGAGAGUCUCCUAAUCGUCAGUUCAGUUGUGUCACUUGGGUACACGUCUGCCAAGUGCAAUCUGCGAAAUACAUAGUAGGUAGGUAGUACGUAGAAACGUUAUCACAUGGUGGUAUCCAUGAAUAGCCCACCAAGAUCUAUAUAGGUACCUACCUAACCUGCCUGUCUGUCUUCAAAACAACGGUUACCUAAGUGUACUUAUACCUAUAAAUAAAUACGCAGACACAAUCGAAUAUACUCGUCAAUCUUGGAUUGGCUAGAGUACCAACUUUACUUUACGUACGAGUAUAUAACUGCGAUAGCUGCGUCGAGUACCCUAUUGUUUGCCGUUGGUAUUCGACUUGGAAUGUGCUUCGAACAUAGGUCGCAUCGCGUCGCGUCUUAACCUACUCGUACGUUAACGUUACAGAUACAGAUAAACAGAUAUGGAAGAUAAAGAGAAUUCGGCAGUGGCAGUACGAGCGGUAACGCUAUUAGAUGGCGGCUUUUCUUCCCAACUAAGUUAUCACGUGAAUACGGACGCCGAGUAUGCGAAUCAUCCGCUAUGGUGCUCUCGGUAUCUCGUUACCGAUCCCGAAGCAGUAAUAAAAACGCACAGAGACUACAUCAAAGCCGGAGCCGAUAUAAUAACUACAAAUACUUAUCAAGCUAGCAUAGAAGGCUUCAACAAGCACUUGCAACUGUCAUCUCACCAGAGUUAUCAUCUUAUCAAAAAAGCCGUUCAACUAGCGAAACAAGCCAUCAUUCAAGAGAAUGCUAACCGAAUCGUCGAAAAAAAAGUUUUGGUGGCAGGGUCUAUAGGGUCGUACGGAGCUUGUUUACACGACGGCUCGGAAUACCACGGAAAAUACGCCAAACACAUUUCCAACGAGUCGCUUAAAAAUUGGCAUCGUCCUCGAAUGUCAGCUUUGGUCGACAGUGGCGUUGAUUUUUUAGCCAUCGAAACGAUACCGGCCUUAUCCGAAGCCGAAGCGAUACUCGAAUUACUGCGAGAAUUUCCACAACAGAAAGCUUGGAUAUCGUUCACUUGCGAGAACGGCUCUACGACAGUCGCUCAAGAUCGCAUCGGAAACGCUGCGAAUAAAUUAUGGUCGAUGGGUAAGCGGCAGCUGGUAGCAAUUGGCGUCAACUGUUUAAAACCAUCUUUCGUAACGCCAUUAAUACGUGACAUACGACAGGCGAAUUUGCCCGAAGAAUCGCCUAUACCGACCAUCGCAUAUCCGAAUAGCGGCGAAAAUUACAACAAAACAGACAAAAAAUGGGUAACGCUGCCAGGGAGUGCGACCAUUCACAGCUACGCCGCAGACUGGCUGAAUAGCGGACUCGCCAUUAUCGGAGGGUGCUGCCGAACCACUGCCAAAGACAUACAGCUAUUAAAACCGCAAGUGCGAGCCUUCAACGAAAGCGCCGCCGUCACCGCCGCCUCCAUGGCCACGGCUCACUGAAACAGUAACACUGUUCGCGACAACAACUAACAAACUAGCGUCGACACGCAAAAAUUCGCAUCUUCCGUCCAAUUUUGUGAUUUGAAUUUAGUUCGAGCCAAUUCAUACAGACACGAGUCACCUCUUACAAGAGGGUAACACCUUCCUCCCUCUCACGCGCAAAUCCAACUUCGCUUUCAGUAUACGCUUAAAAGUAGCCCAUCUCUAGCGAAUUUCUCAACACUAUUGCAACGUUUCAACCGAAAUCACCGAAUAUUAAUUCGUCAAAAAAUAACGAUCAUAUCGUAACGUAGGUACUACGAAGAUGCCACCGUGUACCUACAGUGCAGAUGUGUACAUGGUACAUACUACAUACCUAGGAGAGAAAAAAUAGAUACAAUGUACAUCCCCCCCCAACCCCUCAGCCAUUGCAAUUGUACAUAGUUAAUCGAUAAUCGAUAACAUUUACUAAAUUACAACUAUUUCUAUCUUCGAUGACGCUUAUUUACAUAGAAAGAAUUACGAUUUCGGCGGUAAACGGUCUAACAAGGAAACAAAAUCGUUUUGAUGAUGAUUUAAAAUGUUGUUGGCGAGUGCGGCACUGCCGGCGUUUAAUGUAUGAACCAGCUGUCCUCUGACGACGUCUAAAUUUGGUAACUUGCUGUAUUCUUCCAACUUGUUUCUGUGUAAAAAUUGAUCGUUUACUAUUCCACCUGCGUCAGAAACAGAAACAUCGAGCCAAUAAUUACAUCGCAUCGUCUAACCAGUAUUAUUUUCUAUUCUGGCAUAGUAUACGAGUACGUACGGAAGAAAAUAAAAAUGAAAAAAUUGCGUCACUGUUCACACGGGAACCAUCGUCAAGUACCUACCUACUUACUAGUAUGUAGUACGUAUCUAAUCUACUCGUACGUAGAAUACCUCCUAUUAUUCUAUGUAAGGUAAGGUACCCGCCCGAGCACCUACUCGUAUAACUUUUAUUUCGCGAGAAAUGCGUAAAUGAUAAAUAGAUAACCACUCUUCGCAGGUAACGCGGAUACCGAAAUCCAAUUCGAAUUCGUAAACGGAUUUUAAAUUUAUAGCAAAUGACCGACCGCCAACAGUCUAGUCCACCGAAGAUGAUAGGUAGUUAGGUACGUUCAAUUAGCACGGCACGGUACGGCACAGUUAAAGCAGACGGUGGCCAACUCGAAAAACUCGAAUUAAAAUUAGGUAGGUACUUUCUGUAGUCUGUACGCUUGCCCGCUUGGCCAGCAAAUAAGGCUCGUAUUACUCGUAGCCGUAGGUAUAAGUACAUAUCUAGGCAAUCGAGCACCAACACCUACCGAGCAGAAUGUAAUAAGGCAUCUUUUUCAGCAAUUUGAAGGCUACGUCAAUUUGAACGGCAGCGCUGCACAAAGUUACCGUAUGCGAAUGAAACAGACUCGUGAUUGGAAGAUAUUUGCUAUUCUCUACGGCCAUCUUGACGGUAGUUUUGCUUCGUUGCACCAGCUCCAUGUCGGCUUUUUUAAACGUCUUUA
This is a messenger RNA of Planococcus citri (citrus mealybug), 6607 nucleotides long. Its product is annotated as homocysteine S-methyltransferase YbgG-like. The transcript has 5 exons. Lineage: Eukaryota; Metazoa; Arthropoda; Insecta; Hemiptera; Pseudococcidae. The coding region runs from base 4092 to 5111 and encodes 339 amino acids. Gene Ontology annotation, molecular function: S-adenosylmethionine-homocysteine S-methyltransferase activity; zinc ion binding. The record is from RefSeq and is a predicted model, not a curated record. Gene Ontology annotation, biological process: S-methylmethionine cycle.